Molecule: messenger RNA, 703 nt
Organism: Camellia sinensis
Lineage: Eukaryota; Viridiplantae; Streptophyta; Magnoliopsida; Ericales; Theaceae
Source: RefSeq, a predicted model, not a curated record
GGAAACUUUAGGAAAAAAUCACUCUAGAGGAUCCUUGCUCACAAAUGAUAGCAUUACACUUCCCGGAGAGACCACCUGGCAAAGGGCAUAGAAGAGAAAUGCACAGGCCUCAAGGAGGAGAGUCUGAGAGCUUUGUCAUACAAGUAAGAUCAGACAACUCUGAAGAAGAAAACAACUUCAAAGUCCCUAAAACUAGGGUUUCUUUUUCUCGUAGUCCAAAGCUCAACUUCUCAGCCAUGAAGCUCUUUGAUCGGUUCCGUAAGAUAGUAAUGAGGCUUGUCUUCUCAAUUCCAUCAAAAGGAUCCUCUUCUCAGGCCGCAGCAGGGACGUCGGGUCCUAGAAGAAGAUCUUGUGAUCGGCCUGAGCCUCCGAAGACUUCGUGCAGCUCAUCGUAUUACUCAUCGAGCUCGCAUUAUAAUGAAGCCAUUGCGGAUUGCAUUGAGUUCUUUAACAAAUCAUCGCAGGAGGGAGUUUUGUUUGGCAGGAAAUCAGACGUUAUGGUCUGAUUUAAGAGGUUCUUGUGUGUGUGUUCUCAAGCUUUAAGGUUAUUUGUAUAAAAGAUAUAUGUAUAAAAUACAUGCAGUGGUUGAGAUGAAUUUCAAAGCUUCUGUUACAUCGUGGGCUUAAUCGACACAGAAGUUUCAUGUGUGUGUGCGCCCUGUUGUUGUUGGUCUUAAAUAUAAAAAAAUUAAAUUAAACUUAA